Mollisia scopiformis is the source of this 1587-nucleotide messenger RNA. RefSeq lists its product as uncharacterized. The transcript has 4 exons. The record is from RefSeq and is a predicted model, not a curated record. NCBI's taxonomy places the organism in Eukaryota, Fungi, Ascomycota, Leotiomycetes, Helotiales, Mollisiaceae. Bases 1 to 1587 code for a protein of 528 amino acids.
AUGUCGAGACCUGAAUUGGUAGGAACAUCGGAGCUGUUUGUAUUGGGAUUUCCUCCGCCCCCACCUCCGGUAGCUGAGGGCGAGAGCGUUAUUCGACUACCUGGUGGGAGGGUGCCUGUGGUUGAAGCCUCGUCAGAUUGUAGAAGACUAGCUAAUGAAUCUGUGGAUGAGGGUUGGCUUGUUGAUAGUGGUGUUUUGGAGGCUGAAUCGAUGGAUGCGGACGCAAGUGUAGAGAUUUGGGAUGAUAUGCUUGCUGAAAGAGAAACUAGAGAUGGUGACACGGAAGACGUAACCAGUGUUCCUGGUGAAAACUUCGGAGUUGGUGACGCUGCCGGUGGAGUCGUUGGAGGAGUGACUGAAGGAGGGGUGUUACUACUUGGAGAAAGAAGAAGUACAGGUAAUGGAGUUGUGGGUACUGGCAAGGUCGAUAUGGACGUCGUUGGGAUUAAGGGUACCGGCGAUGUGGAAAGAGAUGGAGCAAAUGUCACGACGGCGAGCGAGGAGGUUGUUGGGACCAUCGAUAAUAUCGGGACAGUUGAUAAUAUCGGGACAGUCGAUAAUGUUGGGAGAAUCGAUAUACUCAGCGAUGGUGUUAUAACCGAAGAUCCUGGGACUCCUGCAACACUUGGGUUGGAAGAUGUGGAUACGAGGACCGGUAUUGAAGACGUGGGACUGAUAAUGAUUACUGGCGGCGGAGAUAUCGGGGCUCCUGAGCUAACUAAACUGGAAGAACUUGAAAGCGUGGAGCCGAGAAUUAAUGUACUCGACGAGGACAGUGCAGGAAGCGACGAACUGGUCGAUGGAGACACAAGUAAGACUGGUGGUGGUGAGGAUGAGCUUAGAGGAGAGAGUGUGCUGCUCGGACUCGACGUGCUCGGCAAAUAUAUUGAAGUAGGCGAAUUGGUCGGCGGUGUGACCACUACGAUUGGCGAUGCUGGUGAGGAGCUGGUGCUCACAACAGGCAGGCUUGAACUAGAGCUUGGGGUGCUGCUUGGAGGGGCUGUAAUCGGAAUUGAGCUAUUCGAUGAGAUAGUAAUCCCGCAUCCUCCUAUGGAGGCAAAUAUAGUCGUACAGUUGAUGAUCGGCUCUGGUCCACCGCUCGGAUCUACAGUCCCAGUGAAGAAUCCCCCUAUCGAGGCUAUUGCUGCUCCGACGUUUCCUGCAGGCGGGAUAGUGGUGCAUACAACUUCUGGGCUGAGGCAGGAGUUGGUGCUAAUGGGGAUGCUAGAGGUGGGAGUGGAAUUCGAGGAGCUAAUCGUCCUGAUUGGAAAACUGGAAGAAUUGGACGAGAGUGUAACUCCACAUCCAGGUAUGGUAAAGAAAGAAGUCGCACAGUCUGUUGCCAGUUGUCUUCUUCCAAUCACCUGGGACGUUGUACAAGAUACUGCGCUCGAGAUGCAAGAUGGCAAGCUGCUCGUUGGCGUUAUUAUCGGGGUUGAGAUGGGAGAUGUUGAAUUAACACCACAGCCUGGGAUGGAAAAGAAUGAUGUUGCACAAUCUGUCGGGGCCUGUCUCUUGAAGAGGGUGUCUGGGCAAGAAACUGUGCUUGUUAUGCAAGGUGGAAGACUGGUUGGUAUUGUAGGGUAA